Molecule: messenger RNA, 705 nt
Organism: Scaptodrosophila lebanonensis
Lineage: Eukaryota; Metazoa; Arthropoda; Insecta; Diptera; Drosophilidae
Exons: 2
Coding region: 22-633 (203 amino acids)
Source: RefSeq, a predicted model, not a curated record
GCUAUCUGGCAUUCGUUCAAGAUGUUCUUCCAUCCAGCUUGGCUCGUGCUCUGCAUCUUCACGGCGGCACAGCUGGCGGAGGCGAACGUUUUGUUUCACUUCUCGCUGAACUUCCAUGUGAAGGAUGGCGAGGAUUCGCUGAUAAAUAAAACAAUUGCUGUGGACAAUAAUAAACUAUCUGUGGAGGACAGCGAACAGACGACGGUGGGAGCCGUGCCGGCCUGGACGGAGGAGCGCCAAGACACCGAAGCCGCUCUGGAGAAGCUGCGAAGGACGAAGGCGGCGAUGCAAAAGCUGAAUACAGAGCUGUCGCCGCUGGUGGGGCGUAGCGACGAUUUGGCGGCCAAGUUGAAGCAAACUCUGCACUAUAUCAAUAAAGUGGAUGCGGCGAUUGAGACUGGAAAUUUCGGAGAGUAUCUGGAGCCAUUGCGCAACUUUGUAGUGUUGGUUAACAGACUGGGUGCCCCCAGCGCAGCAGGCGGUGUGCGGUCUCUGGAAUAUGUGAUCCUGAAAUUGGCUCUCGAGAAAUAUGAACUAUUGAGUCUGCAGGAGGAAAUUUCGAGCUAUUUGUUGCAGGCCGAAGCCAUUUGGGCUAGAUAUAUGAGUACAAAGACCAUUAUGUCGGAAACAUAAUGUUUGAAUUUAGAUUUACGCUCAAUAUUCUGUAGAAAAUCGAACAAUUAAACGAAACAACAACCCCUCAAA